Molecule: messenger RNA, 210 nt
Organism: Aureobasidium vineae
Lineage: Eukaryota; Fungi; Ascomycota; Dothideomycetes; Dothideales; Saccotheciaceae
Source: the annotation of a GenBank genome assembly
AUGGGUCUCGUUGGCAAUACUAAAGAGAAGACUGGCACUGAUCAUGUCGAACAUGUCGAUCUGCAGCAGAACUCGCUCGACAAUCUUGACACUAUCGAAGAAACCAAGACUGGCAAGUUCGCAUGGCUUGUUUCCAUCACAGCAGCCAUUGGUGGUAUGCUUUUCGGAUACGAUACGGGUAUCAUCAGGUCAGUGAGAGACAUGGGAUAG